Molecule: messenger RNA, 570 nt
Organism: Psylliodes chrysocephalus
Lineage: Eukaryota; Metazoa; Arthropoda; Insecta; Coleoptera; Chrysomelidae
Source: the annotation of a GenBank genome assembly
AUGGAAGUGGUUUCUAGAGCAGGAAAGAAAAAAUAUGUCAGUUACGUUUUUGACAAAUUAAGUGUGUGUGCAACUAAAGAAUAUUGGCGUUGUGAACUUAUGAACAAUGGGUGUAAAUGUUGUAUCCAUAUAUCGAAUGAUGUAAUAAUAAAACAAAUUAAUAAUCAUUCCCAUGACAGUAACGCAGCAAAAGUGGAAGUUGACUGCUUUCGUGGUAAAAUAAAAAUUCGUGCUAGAGAAACUAUGGAACAAACGUGCCAAGUGAUUAAUGCAUGCCUUAAUGAGGCAGAUUUAUCACAGGCUACACAAGCAGCUUUACCAAAAAAUGCAGUUUUGAAGAAAAUGAUACGAAGGACGAGAAACGUUAUAAAUGCUGCACCUCCAGCACCGUUGCGGAUAGAACUCUUGAUGAUUCCUGAUGAAUACAAAUUAUUUAAACAUAACGGAAUUGCAGAGAACUUUUUAAGAGCGGACAGCGGACUAGAACCAGAUAGAAUUUUAAUAUUUGGUCGGGAGAAAAACAUACAUAAGGUUAGUAUUAGCACAGAUAUUCAGAAAUAUGCGGCGUAA